Messenger RNA from Dichomitus squalens LYAD-421 SS1, 1920 nucleotides. RefSeq lists its product as uncharacterized. The transcript has 5 exons. The coding region runs from base 1 to 1920 and encodes 639 amino acids. The record is from RefSeq and is a predicted model, not a curated record. Lineage: Eukaryota; Fungi; Basidiomycota; Agaricomycetes; Polyporales; Polyporaceae.
AUGUCCUCCUUCAUCCGUCAGGACCUCGUUCCGCCACACUUGGGCAUCACGCGACAACCCAUUGUCUUGAGGAACGUUAGCUCAAGAGACAUUGGGGCCAUCCUCAGCCAUGUCUCCGAUAACGACGUUCAUGCGCUCGGUGUGUCUCUGCGGCUGUCCCCGAAAGACGGCACAGUCGACGUCGUCGCAUUCGCCACUUCAUCCCACAUCUUCCAGGUCUCCCUUGGGGACCAGACGUCUCUGGCAGGGAAUCGUCGUGUCGCAACUGGUGACAGCCUCUCCCGUCUGUUAGGGAACGUGAACUGCCACCUCGCUGCCUUCGAUAUGGCCCGCGUCGCGCUGCACCUGUACAAGCAAUGCAACGUGCAUGUGCAGGGUAUCGACCUUUCCACUCUUUUCUCCGGCAUCGCUGAAUCAUCCCCGGACGCUCUGGACUCGGCCUCGAAGGUUGAGACGACCAACCUCCCUGACGUACAUCUGCAAUGUCUCGCGGACCUCAUGACGAACAUCGUGCUCCUGGAGGCGGAGAGGCCGACGCACAUAGAGAACGACUUCGAGGACGUCACGCUCGACGAGGAUGGCCAGCUCGUCAUCACGAAUGAGCGCUACAGCAACCGCGUCCGGAGGAGCAAACAGACUUCAGUCAUAUUAGAGACCGCGCACGGACACAGGAUCACGGGUGAAGCCGUCCGGGCGGAGGGCAAGAGGACAGACGUCAAGGUCCACGGGGGCAACUUCCGCGGGGGCAUUGAACGUAUCAGCGUUAUCGGGCGCGAAGAGCCGACGCACGCCGAGAGGGCGCGGGACGGAUUCAUCCUACGACUCCUGCAAGGUGCCAUCUCGUCAUUGACGCGGUCACCGUUCGUACGCGCGCUGUGGUUCCCUGCGCCUCAGCCGAGGGUGGGCAGAGGGAGUGGGGAUGGUGAGGAUGCGUGCAGUCCACAGCUUGCCGCUUUGAACGAGUCGCAGAAGGCUGUGGUGCGGGCAAUGUGGGCGGAUGACGAGCCGGUCGUCGUAGUUCAUGGGCCUCCCGGGACAGGGAAGACGAGGACAAUCGCUGUGUCUCUCGAAGAAUGGGAUCGUUGUGGUGAGCCGGCGUGGGUCAUCGCCCAGUCCAACGUCGGUGUGAAGAACAUUGCGAGGACGCUUAUCAAGCACAACGUCGACUUCAGAAUCAUUGUAUCGAAAGAGUUUUAUGUAGAGUGGCACGAGCAUCUGUACGAGAGCAUCGAAAGGCGGCUGAUCCGUGCUGACGAGCUGAUCGCCGACCCGGUCGAGGCGGGGCGCAUGAUCAGGGGUUCCAAAAUCAUCCUAUGCACGGUCUCUAUGCUGUCCAAUCCGGGCCUCGAUAGCUGCGGCAUAUACCGCCUCGCUCCAGUUGAGUGUCUGAUCGUGGACGAAGCGUCGCAAAUAGACUCGUUCGAGUUCAUGGUGAGUCGGGCAUGCCGCAUACUGGCAGCAAAUAUUGACUUCCACCAUCCGAAGCACUUGUUCGACAAGUUCCACCGCUUGCACAAGUUGUGCAUGUUUGGGGACCCGAAACAACGUGAGUGUCAUGACCCAUCCAAUUCAUCUGCAGUACUAACGACGCCUUGCACAGUUCCACCGUAUGGAAAGGAGACCGCGCCAUCCAUGAAGACAAUCUUCGACUUUAAGCAUUUCAAGCCGACUGCGUACUUUCUCAACACGCAGUAUCGGAUGCCUGUGCCUCUGGGAGAGUUCAUCUCUGAGGAAGUGUACAAUUCGAAGCUCAAGUCCGUGCACAAAAUCAACGACGACUCAUGCGUGCGGUUCGUUGACGUGCGGAAGGGUGCUGAGGAAAGUGUGGGUCUGAGUUGGAAGGUGAAAUGCUGCAUUGUCUCGUUCGUCUUCGUCGCUAAUCUGAGAUGUAGAAUACUGAGGAGGUACAUGCCAUCGUAA